UCCCGACGCUCGAGCCUCCUUCAUCCUCGUGCUGUGUGGAGCGACAUACCGCGUGUCCAGCUCUUCACGCGCUGCCUACAAACGCCUUCUUACACAGACAGUGACCGGGCAGUGUGGAAGACACGGACCUGUGGGACCCUUAACUCAGAUGAAGCUUCAAGCAGGACUUUGAAAAACAGGGUUUGUGCACCUGGUUACCAAUGGUAACAGUCAGCAUCUUACCUGAAAAAGAUGCCUUUCUUGGGAAAGUCUGGAAACGCUCGGAUGUGUCUCUGAACCAGCUGAAGCUUUGAUUCUGGUGCUGCCAUACUGACUGACUGAAUCACCUGACCGCCUCUUGCUGCGGUUCCUCCUGUUUAUUAUAGCCCACCCUCGUUUUUCUUCCUCUGGGCAUCCACGCUUACUGACCCGAGAGAGGCCAGCGCUGGGAGUUGUAGGAAGUGAAGUCCUGUCUCACUAUGUUGUCUUCCUCCCAAGGGAAGCUGCUGCAGAAUGGAGAGAACAAGAAAGUGAUCUGCAUUGAGGGGAACAUCGCCAGCGGAAAGACGACAUGUCUGUCGUAUUUCAGUGAAACGAGCAACAUAGAGGUCCUUACAGAACCGGUCUCUAAAUGGAGGAAUGUCCGUGGACACAACCCUCUGGCUCUGAUGUACCAGGAUCCUGAGCGCUGGGGCAUCACGCUGCAGACCUAUGUUCAACUCACCAUGCUGGAUAGACACCUGUCACCCAUAUCAGCUCCUGUCAGGAUGAUGGAGAGGUCCAUCUUCAGUGCCAAGUACAUCUUUGUGGAGAAUCUCUUCAAAAGUGGGAAAAUGCCAGAGGUGGACUACGCUGUCCUCAGCGAGUGGUUUGAUUGGAUCACAACAAACAUUUCCGUUCCUGUUGAUCUGAUUGUCUACCUGCAGACGUCUCCUCAGACCUGCCAUGACAGGUUAAAGAAAAGAUGCAGAGAUGAGGAGAAAGUCAUUCCAUUGGAGUAUCUGGAGUCCAUCCACCAGCUGUAUGAGGACUGGCUCAUCAAGCGUACCUCCUCCCCUCUUCCUGCUCCUGUUCUGGUGAUUCCUGCAGACCAUGACCUCCAGAAGAUGCUGCACCAGUAUGAAGAAAACCGCGACAAGAUUCUAGCAGCUAGCUACCUCUGAUACACAAACACAGUCAAACACAUCCCUGCAUGGUGACUGGAGAUCGAAUAAUGCUGUUCACAGCCAUUGUUACACAGCUCAUCUGUUAAAUUUCCACAACCAACUAGAUGUCCGAGAUUCUGAUUUCAAUUUUUAGCAAUUUUUCAACUCAUCUCUCUACAUGGGAUAACUGUCCUGACCACAAAUGUAGAUUAAAGGUAUUCAAACCUACAGGGUGAAGAAGCUCCAGAAACACAUUUGCCACUUAUUAUCAGCUUUUCAUUGAAUUAAAGGAAUUUCCAAAUGUCUCUCCACAGACACAGUCAUUGAGACUGUGAUGUUUAGCUGAUUUAUUCUACCAUGUGCGUAGCUUCUUGUUAGUCUGCUUUUUUUAUCACCAUGUAGUGUAAUGCACUGGAAGUUUAUCCCCAGAACUUAGAUUUUGCUGUCACCCAGGUGUAAUGUGUUUGGAUUUAAAACCUCAAUGAGCCAGAUCACAGGAUGUGGUCAAGUCAGAUUAUCUGCUACAGAAAAAAAACCACAUGUAUACUGUAAAGUGAUUAAUUGAUUUUGGGACCUGAUUGAGACUGUGUUGUGUUCAAAUGUUUGUAAUUCCUUUAAUGAAGCAACCUUUGCUCUUUGUUUUACACAUUUUGCUAUAUUAGAAAGUAAAUUAAAAAAUAAUAAUAAAUAAUCAUAAUUAA
Molecule: messenger RNA, 1825 nt
Organism: Micropterus dolomieu (smallmouth bass)
Lineage: Eukaryota; Metazoa; Chordata; Actinopteri; Centrarchiformes; Centrarchidae
Gene: tk2
Product: thymidine kinase 2
Exons: 10
Coding region: 459-1142 (227 amino acids)
Biological process (GO): nucleobase-containing compound metabolic process
Cellular component (GO): cytoplasm; mitochondrion
Molecular function (GO): deoxynucleoside kinase activity; ATP binding
Source: RefSeq, a predicted model, not a curated record